AUGGAGGUAACUGAGUACCGAUUUCAAGGCAAUGAGGGAGAAGUAGUACCAGAACGUGUUCAGAAGUUGACCUUCCAUCCAUGGAUUCGGUUUUUGCCUGACGACUUGUGCACCAACCGUACGCAUUUGCGAGAAGUAACUCUGCCCCAAGGAUUGAUCAAGAUUGGUCGUGAUGCCUUUAGCGAUUGUACAAGCUUAUUUGCAAUCAAGAUCUGUGGCGCUGUUGAAUAUAUUGAGAAUUAUGCAUUCAUGGCCUGCGAAGGCCUUGUGAAAAUAGAGUUUGAAUCAUCAUCAUCUUCCGCCCAUCGUCUGACCAUUGGCGAAUUUGCUUUCCAUUCUUGCCUUGCGCUAGAAAGGAUCAAGCUCCCUUCGUCUGUAAACACGAUUGCAAAUUCUGGCUUUGAGAGCUGCCUUGUGCUGUUGGAAGCUGAUCUAUCAGCAACAUCCAUCACGAAGAUUUCCCGAGAGGUGUUCGCUCAUUGUCACAACCUGCAAAAUGUGAGCCUUCCAAACUCAUUGGAACGUAUUUGUUACAAUGGAUUCUAUGACUGUGGUUGCUUGGUAACAGUGAUAGUUCCCCUAGGUUCCCAAUCUAUCAAGAUUGAAGAUGCAGCCUUCGACGACUGUUCUUCGCUUGCAAAUAUUGUGCUUCCGAAAGGGUCCAAAGCACAAACUGAUUCUUUUGAUUACUGCGCACUUUUGCAAAAUCGCUUUGGUGAGGAAGCAGAUAGUAUAGUCGACGGUCUGGUAGCCCGUUUCGAUGGUUUUCCUGUGCAUAGACUGUGUUACGAUCAUUCCUCUGUCACUGCCCAAGAACUUGGUCAGUGUAUUGAGAGGUCAAAGGACGAGGGGUCACCGCUCGUGGAUGAGUUCGGUAUGACUCCGUUCCACGUUCUCUUUACGACUGUCGGAUCAAGGCAAGAUCUGCUUGAAGUUCUUCUUGAGAAGUAUCCAUACAAUGCUCUCGGUUGGAGAGAUGCGAACGACAAGCUAGCAAGUGAGUACUUCUUGGUGAGCAAAACCUGGACUCGAGAAAACGAGAUUUUGCUGCAGAUAAUCCUGCAAAGGGGAAUAGUGGACCCAAUUGUCCGUUGGGGUGCUCCUUCUUGGAGAAGAGCCAUGCAAAACAAGGUGCAAGAUAUACUUUCUCACGAGGUCAGCAAGGAACAAAGGGCAUCUUUGUGCACUGCGGCGUAUUCUGCCUUUGCAAAGUACGAAGGCAUGGAAGCCACGUCGAUCUUGGAGAUGGCCUUGUGGAAAGCGCAACUCAAGGGUGGAUUGAACAAUGCUACGCCUCAGCAACAAGCGCUUGAACGGGAAGAGUGCCGGUGUGUUUGUGGAUCGGACGGUGUGAUUCCGAGUGUUACAAUGUUUUUGGGGAUAUCUUAA
Molecule: messenger RNA, 1389 nt
Organism: Cylindrotheca closterium
Lineage: Eukaryota; Bacillariophyta; Bacillariophyceae; Bacillariales; Bacillariaceae
Source: the annotation of a GenBank genome assembly